Helobdella robusta is the source of this 516-nucleotide messenger RNA. RefSeq lists its product as hypothetical. The transcript is spliced from 3 exons. Bases 1 to 516 code for a protein of 171 amino acids. The record is from RefSeq and is a predicted model, not a curated record. Lineage: Eukaryota; Metazoa; Annelida; Clitellata; Rhynchobdellida; Glossiphoniidae.
AUGGAACCCACCCACCACACUUAUGAGCCAUGCAACGAUGAACACCACGUAGGACGCAUUUCAGGGAGGACAUCUGCCUCUCAGAGGUUCCGCAUGAAUUCAGGCUUCAUAAGUCGCCUGUCCAUUCGAAAAAAAGAGGGCUACCACCACAGCAACUACAACAACAGCGGCAACAACAGCAGCAGCAACAACAACAGCGUCAUCAAUUUAAACAAUAGCAACAACGACAGCGAAAACAACACGUCAAAUAAGCUUGAUCUGACAUCAUCAACGGCAUCGUCCAAAUUGACAACUAGUCCCUUCAGGACAAGCAGAAAAGUUCAACCACGGUUGCAACAACAAAAACAGCAGCAACCGCAACAACAACAUUCUCUCAUUCGUAAAACAUAUUCGAGCACCGCCGAUUCCUCUUCGGGCCGCCACCCGCCCAUCAGUAGGUCCACCAAAUUGAAAAGGUUAUUUAAUUUCUUUUUGAACGGCGAAAAUCUGAUCAAGCCUCCACUCACUUGCAUCUAA